Brassica rapa (field mustard) is the source of this 4027-nucleotide messenger RNA. RefSeq lists its product as uncharacterized. The record is from RefSeq and is a predicted model, not a curated record. NCBI's taxonomy places the organism in Eukaryota, Viridiplantae, Streptophyta, Magnoliopsida, Brassicales, Brassicaceae.
UUCCCGCCAAAACCGCAAAAACGCAUUUUCCCGCCAAAACCGCAAAAACCUAUUUUCCCGCCAAAACCGCAAAAACGCAUUUUUCCGUCAAAACCGCAAAAAACGCAUUUUCCCGCCAAAACCACAAAAACAUUUCCCGCAAAAAUGCUAUUUUCCGCGUAAACCACAAAAAACAUUUUAUCAUUUUGAUCAACUUGAUCUUAACUUAAAAAUAAGGGCAAAUCUCCAAAAUAGCACAUUUCUAAGGUGGGGGUAUUGGAUUUAGAAAUUUGAUAGAAUUAGAAGGAAUUAUAGUUUCCAUUAAAUUCCACUGUUAUUCAAUUAUUGAUUUCAUAAAUUCUUUUAAAUUCUUGUGUUAUUGGAUUAAGCAUUUGUAAUCAUUUUUUUAGUUACUUUAAAUUCUGUUGUUAUUCAAUAUUUGAUAGAUUUUGUAGUAAUGUUAUUUGAUAAGAAUUUAAUGGAAAAUUUCCAUCAAAAUACAAAGAACCAAUUCUUUGCUUUUGUGGGGAGAUUUGUUAUGCUCGUGUGAAAACACAAUAAUAACAUCUCUCUGUACUUUCAUUUGUCAAAAAGUACGUUAAAAUCUCAACAAACCAUUUUUAAAAAACGUUUUUUUUAUUUAUCAUACUCAACCAUAUAGCAACGAAUCCCUAUAAAAUAGUUCUUAUCUUUUUCUUAAAAAAACAAAACCUAGAUCACUUCUCUUAUAUAUACAUCACUGCGUAUCCAGUCAUUCUCAAAGCAAAAAAAAUCAUCAAGAAAAAGUAUAGUUUUCCUAAAAGUUAAACUACUAGUUUUUGUUUCUGUUAUCAUUACUUCAUGGCGUUUUUUCCAGUAGUCUCCAAUAGUUUUUGUCUAUCAUGAGUUUUUAUUUCUGUAUUUUAUAUGUUUAUAAUCACUUACGUGUGUAUAUAUCAUAUAAUCUGAUUUUAUAUGAAUGUGAAAGAUGACUAAUAAAAGUAUAUUAUUUCUGUAUUAGGAUGGAAACUGGAGAACCGUCACUACCAAAAAAAGCUAGAGCUGGAUAUCUGCAAUGGACAUCUCAAGAGAGUCAAUUGUUGAUGCGCCUUCUAGUUGAUGGUAUCAGGCGGGGAUGGCGUGAUUCAAAUGGCUCCAUGACCAAAACAACAGUCGAGGCGAAGAUAUUACCGGUUCUAAACAAACAGCUUCGAUGCAAUAAGAGUUACAAGCAUUACACAAAUCGAAUGAAAUCUUUGAGAAAAGAAUAUAAUGGUUAUGCUGAGCUUUUGCGAUGUAGCUCUGGUUUUGGCUGGGACCCUAUCACAAAACGAUUCACAGCUCCAGAUGAAGUAUGGAAAGAAUAUUUUAAGGGACAUCCAAACUCUGAAAAUAUGCGGGACAACACUUUUGAAGAUUUUGAAGACUUACAAAUCAUUUUUGAAAGUGCUACAGCAAGGGGAAACAACUCAUUUGGACUCGGUGAUGAUGCAAAUGCUGAAGCUUUUGAAGUUGAGAAUGAUUUUCAAGAAAAAGAAGAUGAGAUUCAUACAGAGAAUGUCAUUGAAACCAAUGAAACCACACGUAGAGCUUCUAAAGAAAAGUUGCCUUCUAGGAAGAGAGCGAAACCCAAUGGUGAUGGAGAUGCAUCAGGGUCAAUUAAUCCUGGUGAUCGUUCUGAAAAGGUGCUAACUGAAAUGAUUGGAGUGAGCACUAAUAUCAUGAACCUUAUGCAACAAAGAGAAGAAAGACAUCAAAAAGAACCUGAAGAAAAAGAAGCUGAAAAGAGAAAGAAUAAUGUAUGGGAUGCAAUCAAAGAGAUUCCUGACUUGGAACAGGAUAUAUGCUAUGAUGCAGUAACUAAAAUUCAUACGUUGAAUAUGAAAGACGUAUUUCUUAGGAUGAAGGUUGAAGAACGCUUGGGUUGGAUCCGACGUAAUGUUUAGGAUAUUAUUUUAGGCUUUAGCUAUGCAUUUAAUUUGAUUUGAAUAAUCGUGCUACUAGCAGUAGUCUUUCUAGUUUUUAUUUGAAAUAAUGUCUUUUGUUUUCUUCCAAUAAUAAAAAGUCUAGCUUUUUUAUGUGUCAUACUUGAUCAAUUUGAUAUCCUUCAUGUGGUUUUAAGUAUUUUGUGUUAAAAAAACUAUUUAAAUAUAAGUGAUUGCAGAAAAGUUCACAUGGAGAGGGAAAGAGAAACAUACGCAGCAUGAAAUCAUAUUUGCAAGUAAACAACAUUUGUCGUAGUAUGACAUUGUGUUCUCUUGAUAAAUUCCUGGUGUUAUUUCUUUAAUAUAAAAUCCUUUGAUUUGUUAUCAUACUAUCCCCUAAAAAUAGUGUUGGUUGUAGAUGUAGUCAACAAUAUCAUACUAGCCCUUGAAAAUAGUUUUUAUUGUAGUCAACUAAUAGCAUAUAAUCCCUACAAAAUAGUACCUACUUCAAUUUUAAAAUUUAGAACUUAACGUUACAUAUUUCCUAUAUAACCCAUAUAUCAAAGUCAAAAAUCAAAAGUAAAAGAGAACCUCAAAAACCAAAUUUCAGUUUUUUAAAGAUUCAUUUUAUAAUCCUUGGUUAUUUUUUCAUGGAUCAAAAUUUCCACGAAGAAGAAGACAUCUUGAUGGAUAUCGAUCAAACAAAUAAUGAUGAUUUUGAUGCAAGCCUAUUUCUUAUGGUGGUGAUGGUUGCUAUCGGAGCUCAGUUUCAAAACUCAAGAAAGCGUAUCAUGGGUCAACAUUUCAUUGAACGUCCACUUCGUCGACCAGUCACAAACCUUGGAGAACAAUACAUACAAAAGGUAUUAAAAGAAGAUUCUAAACAUUUUCGGGUGUUGUACCGUAUGUUUCCAGAUGUAUUUCUGAAGUUAUCCAGUAUUCUGAGAGAGAAAGCUGGUUUACAAGACACGAGAUUCAUAUCUGUCGAAGAGAUGCUUGCAAUUUUCAUGCUUACUGUUGGGCAAAAUUCACGAUAUUGCUCAGUAAAGGAUACAUUUAAAAGGUCCAAGUUUGCAAUAAGCACUAGCUUUAAUCGUGUUUUGAAAGCUUUACUUGUCAUAGCUCCAAGCCAAAUGGUGAAACCAAAUGGUUUAGUUCCUAUGAAAAUUAGAGAAAGUACACGAUUCUAUCCAUAUUUUAAGGUACAUUAUUUCAUUUUUUAUUAAAUUUUUCUGCUAUUUCAUCUUUGUUAUUUUUUUUUUUAAAAAUGUGAUUUAACCUUUCUUUUUAAUUUAUUUCAGAAUUGUGUAGGGGCGCUAGAUGGUACACAUAUACCUGCAAGGGUAGUUGGACGAGAGGUGGCAAGUUAUCGUAACCGAAAAGGAACAAUAUCACAAAAUGUGUUAGCUGUAUGUAACUUUGAUUUGGAGUUCAUAUAUGUUCUUAGUGGAUGGGAAGGUUCAGCACACGAUUCAAAAGUAUUAAAUGACGCUUUAACUAGAAGAACAAACAAUUUCCAAGUACCAGAAGGUAAAAAUUUACAAUUUAUUUAUAAAUUAUAUGUCUAACCAUUAUUAAUAUUUAUCUUUUAUACAUUUUAGGUAAAUUCUAUCUAGUUGAUUGUGGCUUUGCAAAUCGAGUCAAUUUUUUGGCUCCAUUUCGUGGUGUUCGAUACCAUCUACAAGAAUGGACUGGCCAAGGACGUGAUCCUAGCACUGCAUCCGAAUUAUUCAAUCUUCGUCAUGCUAGUUUGAGAAAUGUGAUCGAAAGGAUAUUUGGAAUGUUUAAAUCGAGGUUUGCGAUUUUUAAAUCUGCACCUCCUUUUUCUUACAAAAAACAAGCUGGAUUAGUAUUAGCAUGUGCAGCGUUGCAUAACUUCCUUCGUAAAGAAUGCCGAUCAGAUGUUGCUGAAUUUCCUGCUGAAGAAGACACUCAACAAUCUGCAACGACUACGAAUCAAGUUGUUCAAGAGCCUUUAGGAACACAAGAGCAAGAUAGAGAAAAUGCAAAUACUUGGAGAAAGACUAUAGCAGAAGAUAUGUGGAGAGAUGCUACGAGUUAAGAUGAUCCAUAGAUUUUAUUUAUUAGUUUUAUGAUUUUAUAAUAAAAUUGCUACACUCAAUAAAAUAUUGUAGUACUUAUUA